CCUCUUUCUGCUGCUCCCCCUUUUUCAUUUUUUUCUUUUUCCUUUUUUUUCUCUCUCUCUCUCUCUCUUUCUUUCUCUCUCUUUUUUUUUUUGCCGUUUUCUUUUCUCUUCGCAUCCCUUUUCUUCUUUUAUAGAGCUUUUCUUUCCAUUUUUUUUUUUCAAAAAUAAAAGUAUGUAAGUAAUUUGAUAAAAAAACAAUCAAGAAUAAGAAAAAAGGGGCGAGGGCCAAAAAAAAAAGCAACUCAGAAGGAACCCCCGAAUUGAUGUUCGUCUGCAUCUUUUCUUUUUCACAGAAUACAUAUCAAUAAUGAGAGAAAUUAUUCACGUCCAAGUUGGUCAAUGUGGCAAUCAAAUCGGUCAAAAGUUCUGGGAAACCAUUUCUCAAGAACAUGGUCUUGAAACCAACGGCACUUAUGCCGGUGAUAAUGAUUUGCAACUUGAACGCAUCAAUGUAUUUUUCAAUGAAGGCUCUCAAGGCCAAUAUGUGCCUCGUUCCGUCUUGGUUGAUUUAGAACCUGCCACAAUGGAUUCCGUUCGAUCCAGCCCUUAUGGUAAACUCUUCCGUCCUGACAAUUUCAUCUUUGGUCAAAGUGGUGCAGGCAAUUCUUGGGCUAGAGGUUACUAUACAGAAGGGGCUGAACUCGUGGAGAAUGUUUUGGAUGUUGUGCGUAAAGAAGCCGAACAUACAGAUUGUCUUCAAGGUUUCCAAUUGGCUCACUCCUUGGGUGGUGGUACUGGUUCUGGUUUAGGUUCACUGUUACUUUCUAAAAUCCGAGAAGAAUACCCAGAUCGUAUGUUGUGUACCUAUUCCGUCGUUCCCUCGCCCAAGGUGUCAGACACCGUGGUGGAACCUUACAACGCUGUCCUCUCUGUUCAUCAACUGGUUGAAAACUGUGAUGCUACGUUCUGUAUCGAUAACGAAGCGUUGUAUGAUAUCUGCUUCAGAACGCUGAAACUCUCCAAUCCUGAUUAUGGUCAACUGAAUCAAUUGGUCUCCACCGUGAUGUCCGGUGUCUCGACGAGUUUGCGUUUCCCUGGCCAACUCAACAGCGAUCUCAGAAAGUUGUUUGUCAACAUGGUGCCUUUCCCUCGUCUUCACUUCUUCAUGGUCGGUUUCGCUCCUCUUACCGCUUUCAGCUCUCAACAAUACCGUAACUUGAGUGUUCCUGAAUUGACCGCUCAAAUGUUUGAUGCACGCAACAUGAUGGCUGCUUCUGAUCCUCGUCAUGGUCGCUACCUGACGGUAGCUACCAUUUUCCGUGGUCGUUUGUCCACCAAGGAAGUGGAGAACCAAAUGUUGGCUGUCCAACAAAAGAAUUCCAGCUAUUUCGUCGAAUGGAUUCCUAAUGGCGUCAAGACCUCUCUUUGUGAUAUUCCUCCUGUCGGUCUCAAGAUGUCUGGUACAUUCAUUGGUAACAGCACGGCCAUUCAAGAGCUUUUCAAACGUGUCAACGAUCAAUUCACAGCCAUGUUUAGAAGAAAGGCUUUCUUACAUUGGUACACAGGCGAGGGUAUGGAUGAAAUGGAAUUCACUGAAGCUGAAUCCAACAUGAACGAUCUCGUUUCUGAAUAUCAACAAUACCAAGAAGCAACUGCUGAGGAUGAAUUAAUGGAAGAGGAGGACUAUCUUGAAGAAGAACAAGUGCUUGAGGAAGAAGAAGACGACGAAGAAGAAGAAGAGGAGUAGAUAGAUUCUAGAGUUAGCAAAAAGGGGGCGAAAGAGAAAAGAGACAAAGACAAGAAAGUGUGUAGAAUAAUUCAUUCAUCUCGUUUGC
Mycotypha africana is the source of this 1775-nucleotide messenger RNA. Its product is annotated as tubulin beta-1 chain. Gene Ontology annotation, cellular component: microtubule; cytoplasm. Gene Ontology annotation, molecular function: structural constituent of cytoskeleton; GTPase activity; GTP binding. The record is from RefSeq and is a predicted model, not a curated record. The transcript has 2 exons. Bases 308 to 1687 code for a protein of 459 amino acids. Lineage: Eukaryota; Fungi; Mucoromycota; Mucoromycetes; Mucorales; Mycotyphaceae. Gene Ontology annotation, biological process: mitotic cell cycle; microtubule cytoskeleton organization.